GCAAUGGCUUGAAUUGGGAUUCUUGGAAUACAGAAGUGUCUCGCAUGAAAUAUGUCUACUACCACUUUAUGGGUUUAUGGGACGUUCAGUGUUAAUACAUAGGCACGACUGAAUAUCUUUGUACUUGUCAGCUUAGCUCCUGAUUAAGAACUGGAAUUCUGCUGAAGACGGAUUGACUCCUGCAGAACCUUGAUGGGUGAAUCAGGGCAGCGCCGCUCCACCCUAGUCUCCCGGCUCCCCAUCUUCCGGCGGAGCGUCAACAAGCGACAGGAGUCGCUCCCGUCAUCGCCCUCCUCCGGGGGCGUGGGCAAUGGCGUCCACACGUCGUCCCCGUCCAGCACCAACUCCAGCUCGAGCAGCACGGGCAAGCGGCGCAGCCUCUUCCGCACGCCCUCCAUCAGCUUCCACAGCAAGCGGAGCAGCGAGUCACGCAAGGUCGACCCGGCGCAGCUCUCGCUGGACGGCUGCCUGCAGGCAUCUGAACAAGCCCUGGGCCAAGAUGGUGGCAGUACUGGCGGCGGUGGUGGUUGUGGUGGCCACACCAAAAUGCGCCACUCCUUUGGGUUCGGCGGGCACCGGCACAAGAAAAUCACACGUUCACAGACUGAGGACUUCGACAAGGCCUCCUCGACCAGCAACAACCGCAACGUGUUCAUCAACUGCAUCAGCUCGGGGGCGAACGAGGGGGACGACUCAGGCUUCCUUGACGAUGUGAGCAGCAGGCGCUCUUCCAAACACAAGAAGCAGCUGCUGCCGAAGUCCUUCUCGGCCCACCACCGUUUCUCCAAGAACCACGCCCCGGAGCCGCAGAGCAAGCCCCCAGAGGUGACCGGUGGCCUGGGGACCCCAGGCUCCUGGCCAGGGGAGCUGGUGGCGGAAAGCUCCCUGCAGUCUCCCAUGCUCUCUGAGGAUCGCACCACAGCCAUUACCCCGUCGGAGUUCGUCCACGUAACAGAGGACUCGGUUUCGGAGGUGGAUGCCCUGCCACCCCCGAGCCCCGCCGCACCCUUGGACCCGCCAGCCGAGGACGUCCUGCCCACUGCUGCCCCUACCUCACAGGUGUUCUACACGCCCCCCGAACCUGCUGCCGAGAAGCCAUCACUGCCAGAUGCCAUCAACGCCAGCCCCACCGCCACCGCCCUGACCCAGUGCGAGAGCGUCACCGUCGCCGCCGCCAAUACCGACGAUGCCGCCGAGGACACCGAUGCCACGGCCACCGUGGCCAACAGCGACGCGGAACCGGAGCCGGCCCAGACGCAGGCGGAGCCUCAGCCGGACCUGUCGGAGAUCAGUGAGAGCGAGCCGGCGCUGGAGCUGAGCGAGGAGAGCAGCUCCAACCCUGAGCCCAGAGAGAGACGGACCAAGAACUCACUCCUCAUGCAGGAGUCCCGCAAAACCAGCCGGCUGGAGACCAGGCAGGGCCACCUAAGGAAGCCCAACACAGUGUCCAUGUGCAGCAGCGUGAGCCCCUACCAUGAGGUCAUGCGUCUCGAGCGGCGCCUGCGCUCAGCCUCAGAGGGCGCUGGUGAGUCUGGCAGUGGCGGGAUCUGCGGCCGCCGGUUGCACCUCAGCCUCAAAGAGCCGCACAGCUGUGGCCUGGAGAGCUUCGGCCUGCAGAAACAGCGCACCAACUCCUCUUCCUCCAAGCUGGGCAGUCUGGAUGUCCUGAACAACCUGGGUUCAUCUGAGCUUGAUGAGGACGAUCUCAUGCUGGACCUGGAUCUGUCGGACGACCAGCGCCACAGACACGCGUCUCGUGAGGACUCCAGUCACUCGCUGGCCUCCUGCCUCAACCUGAUGCACUCUCCAAUGGAGCCUCCCACUGACCGCCUGCCUGGCCUGGAGCCCAGAGAUCCCACCCACAGGGAGCUGAGGCCCUUGUCAUCACUGCUGGGGCGGGAGGACGAGCUGCCGGGGCUGGAGGCUCUGCCCCUGAGGCUCAUGCAGCAGGACUGCACCGCCGUCAAGACCCUGCUGCUGCGCCUGCGCCGCACCCUGCAGGAGAGCACUGACACCAGUCCAGCCAGUAGCCUCCACUCCCUACCCAUAAGCCCCUGCAGUGAGAAGUCGCUCCCCUUCAAGGACCCUGUGAAGGAGGAGGCCCAGGCCACGGCGGCUCUGCAGCAGCAGCUGAAGGAGAAGGACGAGCUGAUCCAGAGACUGCAAGCCCAACUGGAGACUGUCCAGACUGCCCAGAAACCUCUUUGCCAAAAAGCCGACAGGUCCACACAGACAGAUACGGCAAUGCCAGAGGCUCCACAUCCCGGUCGAGCUCCCGGCCAAAGCAACAGCAGCAGCCACAGCCACAGCAGCAGCAGCGGCAGCCAAAGGGAGCGAAGGGCCCUGCGCCCUCCCAGCGCAGACCUGUAUAGUCGCCCACUGCUUCCGGCCGCCUGCGACCCCCCCUGCUGCCCCGGUGGAGUGGGCGGCAGAGAGGGCACUCUCCCCCCAGCAGGGCCGACCCGAAAAGGCACCCUCAGCGACACGGCCACCGACUCCUCCGACAGACCCCCGCGGAAGUGGGACCACCCGUCGGCCAGCCAGAUCCCCCGCGCCGUGGCCGGCAGCAGCUCCAGCCUGCCGGCCCGAGCCAGCCCCUCGCGCAGCCAGUCGUCAGACAGCGAGAGGGGCCCGCGAAGCGAGAGGGGGCCGCUGCCGCACCCCACCACCGCCACCAUCUCCUCCUCCUCCUCCUCCUCUGCCUCAUCCGCGGCGGUGGCGGCGUCCUCGUUUGCGGGGCGUCUGGGGCAGCCCCCCCGCGGGCCUCUCUCGCUUCACAUGUACAGCCGCAAGAACGUCUUCCUGCAGCACUCGCUCCACACCUCUGAGCUGCAGGCACUUGCACAGCAAGACGGCUAACACACACACACACACACACACACACACACACACACACACACACACACACACACACACACACACACACACACACACACACACUCGAUAUGCCAACUUAUGUACAAACAUAUACUGUACAUACACACUUACUGUACCUGCCCAGUCAUGUGAAAAGACAUAUGUAAACAUGGAAAUAUGUAACCCUGCAAGGCGAAACCAGUCGCUUUGGUAAAAUUUACAAAAUGAAGUUAUUGUGCUCACAUGAACGGCCAUAAACUAAGCUUUCCAACGAUAUGUAUAUCGAGGGUAU
Molecule: messenger RNA, 3148 nt
Organism: Alosa alosa (allis shad)
Lineage: Eukaryota; Metazoa; Chordata; Actinopteri; Clupeiformes; Clupeidae
Gene: ccser1
Product: coiled-coil serine-rich protein 1
Exons: 10
Coding region: 193-2859 (888 amino acids)
Source: RefSeq, a predicted model, not a curated record